Messenger RNA from Closterium sp. NIES-65, 2493 nucleotides. The record is from the annotation of a GenBank genome assembly. Lineage: Eukaryota; Viridiplantae; Streptophyta; Zygnematophyceae; Desmidiales; Closteriaceae.
AUGCCUCCCUCAGGAAAUGCCUCCCUCAGUUUCCCCCCCCCCCACACGCCCUUCCAUGCCAUUGCCAACUCCCCUCUGCACCCCUCCCAUCCCCUUCCCUCUCUGCCCCUCCCAUCCCCUUCCCUCUCUGCCCCUCCCCAUCCCCUUCCCUCUCUGCCCCUCCCAUCCCCUUCCCUCUCUGCCCCUCCCAUCCCCCUUCCCCCUACCCCUCCCAUACUCCUCCCGCUAUGCUUCUGUGUGACCACCCUAUUCCCUUUCGCGUGCUCCCCACUCCCCUCUGCGCCCUCCCCAACCUCCCUCCCCCACCCUCCCACAUGUGUGCCUCUUACGAGCAGAGCACACGCCAGUCAACGCCUUGUUGACGCCCUUGACUCUGUGCCGGGCGGCAAGGCUCUAGUGCUGGAUGCGUCUAUCAGCGGCCCGCUCGCCUUCAUCGCUCCCAUCUCUCUCCUCAAGGAACACGGAGUGGAAAAUCUGUUCCACAUCAGCGCCGACCCCAUCCAAUCACAGUGCUCCACCGUCCUCUACCUCCUGCGCCCCAAUCCGCUUCUCAUUCGCUGGAUCACACGCCAGGUGCGAGCAGACGAGGACGAGGGCGUCACUCGCAGCUACUCACUCCACUUCAUUCCCAGAUGCGACGCCAUCUGCACCAGGGUUCUGGAGCAGGAGGGACUGGUGGGCGACCCGCGGGUGGCAGUGGGCGAGUAUCCCCUCGAGAUGAUCCCCGUGGACCAUGACCUCCUCGCACUGGACCUCCAUACCCUCUAUAAGGAUGUACACGUGGACUCAGACCCCACCUCCACUUUGCAAGUGGCGCGAGUGCUGGCUAAUUUCCAGUCCGUGUUUGGAGUGCCUCCAGUGCUGAAGGGCAAGGGAGUGGCAGCGCAGCGAGUGGCACAGGCCAUGAGUCAACUCAUGAAGGAACAGAAGUCGCACGUGGCGCCGGUGGAGCAUCCAAGCGUGGACAUGAUGGUGCUGAUAGACAGACAGGUGGACAUGGUGACGCCAGCAUGCACUCAGCUCACAUACGAAGGGCUGCUUGAUGAGCUACUGCACGUAGCAAACGGGGCAGUGGAGGUGGAUCCUGCAGUCAUGGGGGUGACAUCCAAUGCCAGGAAGAUCAAAGUGCCUCUCAACUCCAACCCUUCAUGCGCUGCCUUGCCCUCCUCGCCUUCCUCGCCUUCCUCACCCUGCUCGCCUUCCUCCACUCACCUGUAUCUAUGCAUUGAGAAGCUGUUUCAGAAGCUUAGAGCUUUUGAGACGUCUCAUGCUUCAUCUUGCCGUCCCUCCCCGCCGUCCUCACCUUACCUAUAUCUUUGCAGUGACAAGCUGUUUCAGGACCUUAGAGGCCGCAACUUUGGAUCAGCAGCGGAGUCAUUCACGUGUCUCUGUCCCCUCUUCUCCCUUUGCUCCAUCGCUGUCUCUGCUCUCUUUGACCCUCUGUCCCCUCUGUCCCCUCUGCUCUCUCUGCUCCCCUCCUCAGCUGCUGCGAGGCAAGGCAGUGGAGAUGAAGUCAGGCUGCUGCGAGCCAAGGCAGUGGAGAUGAAGUCAGAGUAUGCCAACCUCAGGCAACGGCCGCAAAGAGACGCAUCGCCACUGCGCUCCGCUGCGCCGGGUGGCCAGGGAGCUGCCUCUGCUGCUGCUGCUGCUGCUGGUGGUGGAGAGCAGACGGUAUCAGAGCUGAAGGACUUUGUCAAGAAGCUCAACGUUCUGCCAGAGCUUACGCGCCACACCAACCUAGCGGGGCACAUCUCACAAGUCACCAACCGGCCGGCCUUUGGCGCUCUCAUCUCCACGGAGCAAGCCAUCCUGGAAGCACGCUCCAUAGACUCGGCGUGUGAGUACAUAGAGGACGCCAUGGCACAGGGGCAUCCCAUGAGCACGGUGUUACGCCUCCUCUCCCUUGUCUCCCUCACCAAUGGCGGUAUUCCCAAGGCACGCUUCGACCAUCUCAGGCGCGAGUUCCUGCAGGCCUACGGCUUCCUUCACGUCUUUUCUCUUGACAAUUUCGAGCGCGCAGGCUUGAUCAAACGCCAGGAGGGCCGCAGCACAUGGGUUGCAGUGAAGCGGAGCCUGAGGCUCAUAGUGGAUGACGAUGAUGAUGCCAAUCCCAGGGACAUUGCGUUCACGUUUUCUGGCUAUGCCCCUCUAAGUGUGCGCCUCCUGCAACAGGCCAUCCAACCUGGAGGCUGGAGAGCGAUGGACGAAGUGACAAAGACUGCCACAGGACCAACUUUUGAGUGGGAGCAGUCCCCUGACGGCACCACCCAUCGGGACGUCACCAACCGGACCCCGUCCGCCAUGCGCAGAGGGCCAUCGGAGUCGGUGCCUCGUCUGGUGGCUGCUGUAUUCCUGGGGGGCGUCACCUUCGCUGAGGUUGCUGCUCUGCGCUUCCUCUCCAUGCAGGAUUCGGCAAUCACGUCGUUCCUCAUCAUCACAACCAACAUCGUCUCUGGCAACUCCCUCUUACAGCCGUUGAUUGAGACCGUCUGA